AUGAAGCUCGCUGUCGAAGCCGCUACUAAUGCGGCGUUGCCAUCUACAGUUAUCACGUUCUUCUUCAACGCGCGAGGAGCUGAACUUGAAAGGUCAAUACUAGGAAUGUACCGCUCAGUCUUACUCCAAUUAAUCUCGAAAACCCCAACUAUCCUAGAUGACCUCUCACAUCUACUCUCCUUCAAGAUAAAGCAUAGCGAGACACCUCAAGAGUAUCCAGUUAUGUGGUUUAUCGACGCACUUGACGAAUGCAAGGACGAUGAGGUGCUUAAAUUAGUCAAAUUCUUCGAGAACAUCGGGCAUACUGCAGUGUCAUUAGGAUCACCUCUGCACAUAUGCCUAUCGACGCGCCACUAUCUAAAUAUCCUGAUUCGGUGGGGUGUUAAAUUAACCCUCGAGAAGCAAUAUAGCCAUAAUCAAGACAUUAUGACAUACAUCGACAGCGAAUUCAGAGUGCCCUACAGCCCACACGUAGCUCUUAUUAAGUGUGAAUUGUGCAGCAGAUCAUCGGGGGUAUUUAUAUGGGUUAGGUUGGUAGUAGAACUCUUAAACAUGGCAUUCCGUCGUGGCGAAGGCAAGCCUGCCCAAUUACAACAACUACUAGACAGUGUCCCCAAGGAGCUCGACGACCUGUUUACCAACAUCCUAAAAUCAGACCCCAACUCGAAGUACAAAUCAAUUCUGUGCUUUCAAUGGGUCUUGUUCGCUAAGAGGCCACUGAACCCAGAGGAGCUAUACUUUGCCGUUCUAGCAGGAACAGAGCCAACAGCAAUAGAAAAAUGGGAUGCUGACGAAAUUAAUUCCGAGGGCAUUGAAAAUUUUAUCCUCAAUAUCUCGAAGGGGCUCGUAGAAGUAACCAAGAUGGAUAGAACUGUCCAGUUCAUCUAUGAGUCCGUAUGCGACUUUCUUCUUCUUCAUGAUGGCUUCACCAAGCUCGAACCCAACUUUGCGAUCAAUGUUAGGGGAUUCAGCGAGGAACGACUAAAACAUUGCUGCUAUCAGUACAUGACACUGGGCGUGUUUAAGGAUAACCGUUGGAGCCCUACGCAGCCAAGACUGACCCCACUACUUAAUGGACUGAGGACAAAGCCGAACCUAAAGGAUGAUAUUUUGCGCCACUUUCCAUUCGCGUGGUAUGCUGUUCGGUACGUCUUCGCUCACGCUGAAGUCGCCCAAAGCUGCGAUAUAGACCAGGGAGGGUUUCUCACUGAUUUCGAAGCCCCUGAUAGGACAUCAAUUCAAAAAUGGAUGAUGGUGUAUAAUGACUUCAGUUAUAACCCCAGAGGUAGCCCUACAGUCUAUCAUCCAAACGACAGUCUAAUCUACAUACUAUCGAACGAAAAUCUACCUGACCUCCUCCUGAACUUAAUACAAAUCAAGGGAAAUGUCAAUGAUGUAGGAAGACAACACGGCAGUCCCCUGCAACUAGCAGCAGGCAAGGGAUACCUCGCAGUUGCCCGGCAUCUCAUCGCCGCAGGCGCAGAUAUCGAUUUUCCUGGAGACAAACCUAGGUUAGCUCCACUCCUUUCAGCUAUAGAUUCUGGUCACAUAGACGUUGCACUGCUACUACUCGAAAAUGGUGCCCGCCAUGAUAUUGUAUCCUACUGUUGCGGCAAUAAUGAUAGGUGCACCCAGACACCACUCAUUAUGGCCGCAACAGUAGGAUUGACGGCCGUCGUACAAAAACUACUACAUUUAGGGGGUGAUGUAGACAUAGAAGGUGGCAGAGCACUGCAGCAGGCGGCUUCUAGUAAAGGGAACUGGCAGAUAGUUCGUCUGCUUCUCCAGUUCCGGGCUGAUGUAAACUUCGUGUGUGAGAUCGAUGGGAUCGCACUACAGGCUGCUGCAUUUGCUGGAAAAUAUGAGAUUGUUCAGCUGCUUCUACAAUCAGGGGCCGAUGCAAAUAGCGGAGGUGGCCAUGAUUAUAGCAACGCACUGUAUGCAGCAGCUGUCGGUGGGAGUGUGCAGGUUGUAAAGCUCCUUCUUCAGUGGGGAGCUAAUGUGAAUAGCGGGAACAGAAAGCUCGGCAGCGCACUGGAGGCGGCAGCUCAGCAUGGGAAUGCUUUGGCAGUGCAGAUGCUUCUUGACACAGGAGCUGAUGUGAAUAGCAUAGGUGGGACUUACAGCAGCGCAUUGCAGGAGGCAGCUUACCAUGGGCAUGAGAAAAUAGUCCGGAUGCUUCUUCAAGCAGGAGCUGAUAUAAAUAGAGGAGGCGGCAGAUAUUAUGGAAACGCACUCUCGGCGGCAGCUAGCUGCGGGAAAAAGCACAUAGUGGAGCUGCUUCUUCAAGCAAGAGCUAAUGCUAAUUACAUGCGCGAGGGUUUUGGCAGCGCAUUGCAGGAGGCUAAUAAUCGCGGCUACUCAGAUAUCGCUCAACUUUUACGGCAACAUGGCGCGAAAGAGGCGGAAAUUUAG
This is a messenger RNA of Pseudogymnoascus verrucosus, 2415 nucleotides long. RefSeq lists its product as uncharacterized. Lineage: Eukaryota; Fungi; Ascomycota; Leotiomycetes; Thelebolales; Thelebolaceae. Gene Ontology annotation, molecular function: protein binding. The transcript has 2 exons. The record is from RefSeq and is a predicted model, not a curated record. The coding region runs from base 1 to 2415 and encodes 804 amino acids.